CUUUCCAGAUUAUGUUGAGUGUAGUAGCGAAACAAACAUUUGCUCAAAAGGAAACAAAAGUUGCCUUAAAAUGGACAAGGACAAGCCGCUGCUACUGGUGCAGGAGGAAGAUGAUCGGAGAACAAGGGGAACAACUACGUUUGUGAAGGAGCUGAAGAAAGUGAGUUACAUGGCGGCGCCGAUGGUGGCGGUGUCGGUGUCUCAGUAUCUUUUGCAGGUCAUAUCGCUGAUGAUGGUGGGUCACGUCGGCGAGCUUGCUCUUUCUGGGGUUGCUAUUGCCACUUCCUUCACUAAUGUCACCGGCUUCAGUUUACUCUUUGGAAUGGCUGGUGCAUUGGAAACACUAGGAGGUCAAGCUUAUGGUGCCGAGCAAUAUCAAAAACUUGGAACCUACAGUUACUGUUCGAUAUUAUCUCUUGUAUCAGUUUGCUUCCCGGUGUCGUUCAUCUGGAUAUUUAUGGACAAACUAUUAACAUUGAUGGGUCAAGACCCUCGAAUCGCUGAGGUAGCCAGCAUUUACUCAAUCUGGCUCAUCCCAGCAUUGUUCGGUGAUGCUGUUCUUCAGUCGCUGGUUCGCUAUUUCCAGUCCCAGAGCAAAAUCCUUCCUUUGUUUUUGACUUCUUGUGCAAGUAUGUGUCUCCAUGUACCUCUCUGUUGGGCUCUAGUAUACAAGACGAAUCUGGGUUAUAUAGGCGCCGCCAUAGCAAUCACUGUUGCCUUGUGGUUUAACGUCAUCUUGCUGGCGGCUUACAUGAGAUGGUCUGCUAAUUGCGCCCCGACUCGGACCCUUGUUCUCGGUGACGUUUUUGUGAGCAUAAAGGAGUUUUUAAGCUUUGCACUACCUUCUGCUGUGAUGGUUUGCCUUGAAUGGUGGUCGUUUGAGCUUCUCGUGCUCCUGUCCGGACUAUUACCGAAUUCGGAACUCGAAACAUCGGUCCUUUCUAUAUGCCUUUCAACUACAUCGUUACACUACUUCGUGCCAUAUGGGGUCGGUGCUGCUGCAAGCACUCGGAUUUCAAAUGAACUAGGGGCAGGGAAUCCACAUUCGGCUCGGGUAGCCGUCAACGUCGUGAUGAUACUCGGAAUUUCGGAAGCAAUGAUUGUGAGCAUUACUCUGUUCAGUUGCCGCUAUGUUUUCGGAUAUCUAUACAGCAACGAGCCGGAGGUCAUCGACUAUGUUCGACAAAUGAUUCCCUUUAUUUCUUUGUCCGUCAUUGUGGACAGUUUACUAGCUGUUAUUACUGGCGUUGCAAGAGGAACCGGGUGGCAGCACAUCGGAGCGUAUGUGAACCUUGGGGCAUACUACCUUGUUGGAAUCCCAGUUGCCGUCCUGUUGUGUUUUGGUCUGCACUUGAGGGGAGAGGGACUUUGGAUUGGAAUAUUGACGGGAUCUUCUUUACAAUUACUUCUGCUAGGUUUAGUUACUAGUUUCACCAAUUGGCAAAAACAGGCAAGCAAAGCACAAGAGAGAAUGUGUGAGGAGAAAGUUUCCUAUGGAUUAUUAGCUUGAGAAG
Messenger RNA from Hibiscus syriacus, 1514 nucleotides. RefSeq names its product protein DETOXIFICATION 8-like. Gene Ontology annotation, molecular function: xenobiotic transmembrane transporter activity; antiporter activity. The record is from RefSeq and is a predicted model, not a curated record. Gene Ontology annotation, cellular component: membrane. Gene Ontology annotation, biological process: xenobiotic detoxification by transmembrane export across the plasma membrane. Lineage: Eukaryota; Viridiplantae; Streptophyta; Magnoliopsida; Malvales; Malvaceae. The coding region runs from base 71 to 1510 and encodes 479 amino acids. The transcript is spliced from 7 exons.